Messenger RNA from Abrus precatorius (Indian licorice), 1236 nucleotides. Its product is annotated as glutamate dehydrogenase 2. Gene Ontology annotation, molecular function: L-glutamate dehydrogenase (NAD+) activity. The coding region runs from base 1 to 1236 and encodes 411 amino acids. The transcript is spliced from 9 exons. The record is from RefSeq and is a predicted model, not a curated record. Gene Ontology annotation, biological process: L-glutamate catabolic process. Gene Ontology annotation, cellular component: mitochondrion. NCBI's taxonomy places the organism in Eukaryota, Viridiplantae, Streptophyta, Magnoliopsida, Fabales, Fabaceae.
AUGAAUGCUCUUGCAGCCACAAACCGUAACUUUCGACGUGCAGCACGCAUUCUUGGCUUGGACACUAAGCUUGAGAAUAGCCUUCUAAUUCCCUUCAGGGAAAUCAAGGUUGAAUGUACGAUCCCAAAAGAUGAUGGAACGUUGGCUUCCUAUAUUGGUUUUAGGAUCCAACAUGACAAUGCGCGUGGACCUAUGAAAGGAGGAAUUCGUUACCACCCAGAGGUUGACCCUGAUGAAGUGAAUGCUCUAGCUCAGCUAAUGACAUGGAAGACAGCAGUAGCAGACAUUCCUUAUGGAGGGGCAAAGGGUGGCAUUGGGUGCAAUCCAAGGGACCUUAGCAUAAGCGAGUUAGAACGUCUCACUCGUGUCUUCACCCAAAAGAUCCAUGAUCUCAUUGGCAUUCAGAGGGAUGUUCCUGCUCCUGAUAUGGGAACUAAUGCACAAACAAUGGCUUGGAUUCUUGAUGAGUAUUCAAAGUUUCAUGGGCAUUCACCAGCUGUUGUGACUGGGAAGCCUAUUGAUCUUGGAGGUUCAUUGGGAAGAGAGGCUGCCACAGGACUUGGAGUGAUUUUUGCCACAGAGGCUUUGUUUGCUGAAUACGGGAAGUCAAUUUCUGAUAUGACAUUUGUUAUCCAGGGGUUUGGAAACGUGGGUUCAUGGGCUGCAAAGUCAAUUCAUGAGAGAGGGGGUAAGGUGGUUGCUGUGAGUGACAUCAGUGGUGCCAUUAGAAACCCAAAUGGAAUUGAUAUCACCGCUCUUCUGAAACACAAGGAAGGCAAUGCAAGUUUGAUGGACUUUGCAGGAGCAGAUUCAAUGGAUCCACAUGAAUUGCUUGUGCAUGAAUGUGAUGUGCUCAUCCCAUGUGCCUUGGGAGGAGUUCUCAACAAGGAAAAUGCUGGUGAUGUGAAAGCGAAAUUUAUAAUAGAAGCUGCAAAUCAUCCAACUGACCCAGAUGCUGAUGAGAUAUUGACUAAGAAAGGAGUCAUUAUAUUACCUGAUAUAUAUGCUAAUGCCGGUGGAGUGACUGUAAGCUACUUUGAGUGGGUUCAGAAUAUUCAGGGAUUUAUGUGGGACGAAGAGAAAGUGAACUAUGAGCUUAAAAAGUAUAUGACUAAAGCUUUCCUGAACAUAAAGGCAAUGUGUCAAAUUCAUAACUGUGACUUGAGAAUGGGAGCCUUCACUCUAGGAGUCAACCGCGUUGCUCGUGCUACUCUUUUGAGGGGUUGGGAAGCUUAA